Molecule: messenger RNA, 1842 nt
Organism: Fusarium subglutinans
Lineage: Eukaryota; Fungi; Ascomycota; Sordariomycetes; Hypocreales; Nectriaceae
Exons: 3
Coding region: 1-1842 (613 amino acids)
Source: RefSeq, a predicted model, not a curated record
AUGGAGGAUUUCAUGACAGAAACACAUGUCUACAUCAAGCCAGAAUGCGAACUCUGCGAUCAAACUAUUCACACCGACGAGUGGACUGUGGCCUUGCUUGGGCACGACGAUGGCCUCAGCCCGUCUCAUUUGACCAACAAGUUCCGAUUUCCAGAGUCUCAGGAUGUCGUUGAAAUGGCAGACAAGCUAACACUGUGCCAAUGUCUCCAAUGCAAGAUGUGCGAAUUGGCUUGUCCAUCUGUGACAAUACAUGCGAAUUGUUACCGUGUUUUUCAGCAGUCUUAUUGUCGGGAAGAUGCCAUGGAGGCUAUAUGGGUCGCUUCAGCAUGGAAGUCCCCAUGGCGACACCGACCUGCCCGGCGGAAGCCUCGACUUGAUCUCACUGACAUGACGUUGGUGUCAAUAGGAGGGCCUGUUGCCGAGGCUAUUGGUAUCCCAGGUCUCGCGCUUUUGCCGUCAGAAGUGCUCCAAAUGGUUAGGUUUUAUAUCCCCAAUAAUCUCCUCUGGCGAUAUUCUCUCAUCCAAAACAUUUCUGAGGAGAUGUCACGGCCCUUCCAAAAUCCCUUCGAGCCUCAGCAUGAUGCUACUCGCUUCGCUCUGGCAGCAGUGAAAGCCUGGAAACGCGAAUUGAAAGUGGCGGAUACUACUCGUGAUGAGAGUGAAUCAGAGCCGUUCAUCGUCAGACUUACUGUUGACUGUCUUGGCUUGAAGGAGAUCCAAAGAUUGAAAGAUUGGCCAGAGUAUAACCAUAUUCGGUCCAAUACAUGCGCAUACGUUUUCUUUACACAAGGACAAGCUAAUGGCUCUUUUAUUUCUUUCAAGGUCAGUCCUCUCGUGACUUCAUGGGAACUUCUGUUAAUACUAAACAAGUUUGGCCGAACAUUCAUCGAGAAUCCUCAUGACUCUCGAGACUUCCAAUUCUGGGACACACCUAGCCCGCCCUUAAGAUGUUUGAAGAUGUUUCCGAGGCCGGACCGUCCAGGCUCCAUCCGAUACCGCACUGUCGAUGUUCUCAAUACCACUGGACUCACCUUCUUCUUUCUGAGAGGCUUCAUAGCGGCAGUUCACUCCCACACAGCGAACACACCAGUUGCAGCAACAGCUAUACAACAUUUCUCUCAAGAUGAACAAGACCAUAUGAUAUGGACGUACAUCCCUGUAUCCAGUACUGAUGCCCUGCUUCGGAUCGGCGUGGGGGAUGUCUGGCAAAGACAAAUGGAGAUCUGCACCAAACUCACAGGGACCUACUUCUUUGGCCCUUACGAAGGUUAUACUGACACUGACGAUGUAUCGGGGAAUGAGCCAUCUGUGCUUAUUCAUAACGUACCAACUAAGCUAGCAGGCGGUUCACUCGGCAUAGUCACCAAGCACAACUUUGAGAGUGAACACUUGUUGUCAUUUCCUCGCUACCACAACGAUGGCGAGGACCCCCUCAAUCGGGACCGUAUCCACACUGCAGCUCCAGCGAAAAACAUCACUCAUGCUGAUGUCUAUUACGAUCGCAGGAAUGGACAUUGUAAAGGAUUGCUCCUGAAGUAUGCAAACGGUGCGCAGCGGGCAGUAGGGCAAUGCCGGAUCGGUAUUGACCCUUUCAAAGCUUACGAAGAGCCAUCCUGGUUCUGUUACCGCGAUAUCUGUGAUCCAGAAACAUUGGAAGAUACUGGAAGCUGUGUAGUUGAAUGCACAACUGGCACGAAUAACCAUGAGCAUGAACCUUGCGACCUUGAUGAUUGGCAGUGUAUGCGCGCACGAGCAGGAUCAUAUCUUGAGUUCCUGUGCGACAGCAACACAGACACUUUUUAUAUGUACGUUCGACAUGAUGAGGAAGAGAACGACGACUAA